AUGGAAGAGACAGGGGUUCUGGUAGAGGAUGGAACCAUAAUGAAGGCAGCUUUGAUAGCCAUCUUAGGAGACAAUCUGGGCUCCCACUGCGGGCAGCUUAUCAACAGUUGUCCCUCACUUUCAGUAGCUGAUAUUCAGGAGCAGUGGCCAUUCUUGUUUACUCGGAAAGGUCUUUCGAACCACUUUUACAAACUCACACGCAUCGAUAUCAGUGAGCGCUUAGGUCAGGCCCUCAUAACCAAAGGCAGAAGGAUUAUUAACUAUUUCUCCAGCCAGAAGCUCAAAUGGAACCUUGGUAUAAGGACACUCAUCCAGCAGAUAGAAAGUGAGGGAGUUUUGACCAACAACAAGGUUGGCACAGCAGCCAUACUUCUGAUGAUGAAGUAUUACAAGGAAGACGAAGACUCCCUCUUUGUCUUAGCAGAUGAAACAUCUACCAGGAUGUCCCUUGAAGCAGAGAGCAACCUGCCGAUCACCCCGAGGCUGAUUAUGCUUGGACAAAGUUCAAUGACCGCCACCAGCUGGAUGAUGAGUGCAGAGGGCCGUGUAAUUGUUGAGCUGGACAAAGAGAACACCUUUGCUGAUGCGAUGUCAGUCUUCUUUGGUUCAUUCUAUGUAUUGAACCUGGAAUACCAGGAGUCAGCGUGUGCAACAUUGGAACUGAUUCAGAGAUGAUCCAUGGCCCAUGCUUUCUGGACAUUUACACAAGACGAACAACAAUGAAGACGAGCUCUCUCACCAUCUUGCAAGAAGCUUUCUCUGUCCAAUAGGUUUUUUGAGUGCAACAGUUUUGAUUUUUUU
Messenger RNA from Oreochromis aureus, 801 nucleotides. RefSeq lists its product as uncharacterized. The record is from RefSeq and is a predicted model, not a curated record. Lineage: Eukaryota; Metazoa; Chordata; Actinopteri; Cichliformes; Cichlidae. The coding region runs from base 1 to 675 and encodes 224 amino acids. The transcript is spliced from 5 exons.